This is a messenger RNA of Branchiostoma floridae (Florida lancelet), 2076 nucleotides long. Its product is annotated as fibrillin-2-like. The transcript is spliced from 16 exons. The record is from RefSeq and is a predicted model, not a curated record. Gene Ontology annotation, molecular function: chitin binding; calcium ion binding. Gene Ontology annotation, cellular component: extracellular region. Lineage: Eukaryota; Metazoa; Chordata; Leptocardii; Amphioxiformes; Branchiostomatidae. Gene Ontology annotation, biological process: cell adhesion. Bases 1 to 2076 code for a protein of 691 amino acids.
AUGAGAACUCUCCUGCUCGUAUCUACCGUCUACACUCUGCUGGUUCCCACAUUCGGUUACGUCAUCAAUUCGUGUGACGUCGUGACUACUGCCAGCACAGAUGACAAUUAUCGGUACCGAUGGAACCUACCGGCUAUUCCUGGAUCGCCCUUCACGUUUAAGGUUAAGGCCCAAAGCGACGUUCAUAUCGCUCUCUCACCCAUUAACCAGGAUUCCGACCCCAUGUACGAAAUUGUCAUUGGUGGUUGGCGCAAUCAAUGGUCAGCCAUCCGUCGAAGGAAGCAAGGGACCAACUGGGCAGAAGUAAGGACAGAAGGCAUUAUGUGGUCACCAACUCCAGAAUACAAGAGCUUCUGGAUAUCCUGGUCUUCAGCUGGAACUAUAUCUGUUGGGAAGUUUGGAGAAACCGACUCGUUCAUGCGAUGGACAGAUCCAGACCCUGUAUCAAUCAGUUAUGUUGGUUACAGCACUGGUUAUGGAUACAGCGGAUCCUGGAAAUUUUGUGACUACAACGAAUGCUCCCGUAACACCGAUGACUGCCAACACAACUGUGUGAACACCUUGGGUAGCUACCGAUGUACCUGUUGGAACGGUUACCGGCUGUCUGGCUCAAAGAGCUGCGUUGAUAUCGACGAAUGCUCCCGUAACACCGAUGGCUGCCAACACAACUGUGUGAACACUUACGGAAGCUACCGGUGUACCUGUCGGAACGGGUACCAACUGUCUGGAUCAAGAUACUGCCGUGAAAUCAACGAGUGUGCCAGUAACCCGUGUCGUAAUGGUGGGGCCUGCCGAGACCUCACCAACAGCUACAGAUGUGACUGUAGACCGGGAUGGAGAGGUACCAACUGUCAGUUAGACAACAACGAAUGCUCCAAUAACAACGGAGGCUGUGAACACAACUGUGUGAACACUUACGGAAGCUAUCAAUGUACCUGUCGGGACGGUUACCAGAUAAUCGGAUCAAGAUACUGUACUGAACAUGAUGAAUGUGACAGUAACCCGUGCCAUAACAAUGGGAUCUGCAGAGACCUUACCAACGGUUUCAGAUGUGACUGUAGACCGGGAUGGACAGGUUUCAACUGUCAGACAGACAUAGACGAAUGCAGCGCCAAUGCUGGACAUGGUCCCUGUGAUCCCAACAACGGCAUCUGUCACAACUCUCCAGGAAGUUACCGCUGCUGGUGUGAGAAUGGGUUUGAACUUUUGAAUGAUCUUCACAGCUGUGAAGAUGUUCACGGUUGCCUGGAGAACGCAGGAAGAGGUCUGUGUGAUCACAUCUGUACAGACCUGAUUGGUGACGUCCGUUGCUCCUGUAGGGCAGGAUACCAACUGGGCACCGAUGGAUACUCGUGUGACGUGGUUUGUCCCAGAGGACAUUACAAGGCGUCAGACGACACCUGUGUGAAGUGUGACUACCGGGAAUACCAGGAUGAGGAGGGACAGUCUUCCUGCAAGUCUUGUCCUGCUGGGACAAACGCCGUCUUCAGGGGGGCAACAAAUAUUGCGGAGUGUGCUGCGCAAUGUGUUGGUGGUCACGCUCCUUGUACAGACUGUCACCUGAUAGGAGGGAACGUCGAUUGUGAGUGUGCUGAUGGCUGGGCAGGCUCCAGCGAUGGCCUGGUCUGUGGACGUGAUGACGACAUGGACGGCUUCUCUGAUGUCCCCAUCUCAUGUGGGAAUGGCGAGUGCACAGUGGACAACUGCCCUGGUGUCCCCAACGCUGACCAGCCGGACAUGGACAGCGAUGGAAAAGGUGACGACUGUGACGAGGACAUCGACGGGGAUGGAGUCCUUAAUGACCAGGACAACUGUCCACAGAACCCAAACCCUGACCAGACCAACACUAACGGCACCCCUGCUGGAAACGCUUGUGAAACAUCUUUGAAUGACGUCAUCGCUACAAUCUGUGAGAACCAGCCUGACGGUACCUACCUCCCCCAUCCGAAUGGCUGCUCCAUGUACGUCCGAUGUUACCAUGCGGGGAAUGACGCUGUGUAUCCCUGUGCUCCCAGUACACACUGGAGUCAGGAACUACUGACCUGUGUUAGGUCGGAUCUGGCCAAUUGCAACUAG